AUGGGAGGAUUCUGGAAUAUUGGAGGUAAUGUGACAUCAUUGAAGCAGGUACUACACAGCCUUUUUUGGAGGCUGCAGCACCAGACGUAUCAGGUAUACGGACCAGGUUUCGGAGCAGACACGGAACACCAGGAGGAGACACGUUACAAGACGUGGUCAAAAGGGGCGCACCUUCUGGGGUAAGAGGGAGGCCACCUCGCCAGUAGAACUGGCUCCUAUUUUCAAUUUAUCUUCACGAUCACUUACAACGGAUGAAGUCACACUUUUAAGUAAAGGGUUAUCUUUUGUUCCCACCUCUAGACCUAAUGCUCAGGAUUGGGAAGUUGAAUUAUACAAGUUCGGUCGUUCACUGAGACUAAAGGACUUUUUUAAAUCUAAAACAGUGGAAGGUUCUGAGCAGAGUCAUCAAUUCCGGGUAAGGAGUACAUUUGACCCAUUACCCAAUCAACCUUCGAUUAAAUCUUUUUUACGCUCAGUACAAAAAGAAACCACUGAUCAUUUGAAAGGCAAGCACCAAUACCAUUCAAAUUGUACAAUGAAAGAUCGAGCUAUCAUUAAGUCCUUGGCACUUGAUAAAAACAUCGUUAUCAGACCUGCUGAUAAGGGGGGUGGGAUAGUGAUCCAGAAUUAUUCCGAUUACCGCUUGGAAAUUUUGUCACAAUUGUCGGACCAGACCACAUACGAUAAAUUGUCUAUAGACCCUACAAAGGAGGUGAUGCACUGUAUUGAUACUUGUUUAAUAAGAGGCCUACAUUCCAACUAUAUAUCUAUGGAACUAUACCAGUAUUUACGAUCCCUGGCUCCUAGAACACCUGUACUAUACACGCUACCCAAAAUUCAUAAAAAUAAGGACAGACCUCCUGGUCGACCUAUUGUGUCAGCAAUAGGGGGCGUCCUUGAACCUUUAGCCAAGUGGUUGGAUUUUUUAUUCAAGGAACCUAUUGAGCAUUUAUCGACGUGUAUAAAAGAUACUCCAAGUUUUGUUAAACUCUUAUCAAGGACGACAUUACCUUCUGAAUCGGUGGUUCUGGUGACAUGUGACGUGUCAAGUUUAUAUACUGUGAUACCUCACCAAGAAGGUAUCGAAGCAAUGAGAUCCAUAUUAUCCAGCUCUCUAUACUACACAGGACCUCCAAUUGAGUUCAUAUUAGAACUUUUGGAAAUAGUACUCUCUCAAAACUAUUUUAGGUUCGAGAUGGAAUGGUUUAGGCAAAUUGCGGGUACUUCAAUGGGUGCAGCCAUGGCACCUAUGUAUGCCAAUGGCUACAUGUAUUGUUAUGAAACCAAACACAUUUUGGAACCCUACAAGGACUACAUCCUGCAAUAUGUCAGAUACAUCGAUGACAUCUUCAUGGUAUUCAAGG
Molecule: messenger RNA, 1364 nt
Organism: Pelobates cultripes (western spadefoot toad)
Lineage: Eukaryota; Metazoa; Chordata; Amphibia; Anura; Pelobatidae
Source: the annotation of a GenBank genome assembly